AUGCCUCCAGCCCCUCGCAGGCAGUCCAGCAAGCUGCCCGGCGGCGGCGUGGACGCCGAGGCGCAGGACCACCGCCUGUCCCUCGAGACCUUCUCGAUGUGGCUGCUGAAGCGCGGGAUCCGCCUGCGAGCCUGCCCUCACCUGGCCGUGGGAGGCGGGGGCCUCCCCGGAGGCAGCCCAGGGAGGGUGGAGGCGGGGCGCCGAUCCGAGCAGCUCCGCGACGAGAAGAUCGGCGUGGCGGACUUCCUGCAGGGCGCCGGCGGCCUCUGCUGCAGCCUCGCGCUCUUCCGGCUGCUCGACCUGGAGAAGAGGCAGCAGGGCAUCGACACCCGCGACCUCGAGGCCAUCCUCGCCGACGCGCGGGUGUCCCUGGGCGGCCCAGAUCUGGCGCUGCCGAUCGCGCAGGUGGCGCGGCAGGCGACCGACUUCGAGUUCUUCCGCUCCUUCCUGCUCCCCCGGCUCCAGGGCGCCGCCGCCUUCCGGCUCCGGGUGUUCGCCGAGCUCCCGCCGCAGGAGUCCUAG
Molecule: messenger RNA, 522 nt
Organism: Prorocentrum cordatum
Lineage: Eukaryota; Dinophyceae; Prorocentrales; Prorocentraceae
Source: the annotation of a GenBank genome assembly